AUGGCCAGCGGUGGCUACGACGAAGCAGCCCGUGGACUUCUGGUGCUUUUGUGUGGAAUUCCAGGCUGCGGCAAAGACUUGAUCGGGAGGAGCUGCGCACAGGUUUUGAACGGUGCCGCGCUGUCACAGGAUGAACACCAAGGAAAUGCCACCUCAACGUUGGCAAAGUUCGAAUCGCUACUUUUGCAAGGUACUUCACCUAUCAUCGUUCUGCGUAAUGGUGUGGAUGUUGGGGAUCGACUUCCAUAUGUAAUCUCAGCGCGGCGCAGUGGCUACAGAGUCACAGCGGUUUGGCCUGAAGAGAUUUCGAGUGAUCAGAGCGCCCGCAGAGCCGCCAUUUUCUUAGCCAGCCUUGCUGGCUGCUAUGGACGCUUAAGUGAAGGAGGUCGGUCUGGCCAUGAAACAUUGACAGUGACUGACAACCUGUCCAAACCCGCACAGGUAUGCCUCAAUUUCUUGCAGAUGUUCCGAGCACCAUCAGCGCCAGGGGAAGUUGAUGCUGUUUGCAGAAUGCCCUUUUUGCAAUCGAACCUGGCAUCAUUUGAGGAGAGCUUAACCGGCAAGUUGUCAGACAUUCAGACUGACAUGUGCAAGGGAAAGGCGCUUCCAGACUUUGUAAAGAAAGCAUUUGUCGGCAAUUUCGAAGGAACCAAGAUGAAGAUCAUGAAGUGGGGUGAAGCACGUCGAUCAUCUGAAGAGAUCAUUACUGAGUUGCUUGUGUUCCUUCGAAACCAGAUCUCCAUCAAGGCCGUACCUCCCCCUCCUGCCCCUACAGCUGUCGACACCAAACGUUUGCAGCGCGCAGCGAAGAUUCGGGCAGCCGUCGAGCAUUUAGUGUCACCCUUCAAUCUGUCGGCUUGUCGAGAGGGUGGCACCACAGUGACUCUCUGCAGGUGGUUGACCGUGGAGGAUCGUUUACGUCCAGCGUGGCCCAGCAGCUAUUUUGCGGGCGCACCGCAGCUGAAGAAAUGGGGAACAACGGCUCAGGAUGUGUUGGACGCAGCACAGGAAAGCCUUGAUGCCUUGGCUCCUCUCCAGGAGGGCGACAAAGGCGUGCGCGUGCAACUGCUCAACCAAGAGGGUGCGGUUUAUGUCAGCCCAGUUGACCCUUUGCCUGAGGCUUCAUUGCUCAAGCUCAGAUGUCCUGACAUCGAGCGGGCACGGUGA
Durusdinium trenchii is the source of this 1167-nucleotide messenger RNA. The record is from the annotation of a GenBank genome assembly. Lineage: Eukaryota; Dinophyceae; Suessiales; Symbiodiniaceae.